Molecule: messenger RNA, 1996 nt
Organism: Aspergillus heteromorphus CBS 117.55
Lineage: Eukaryota; Fungi; Ascomycota; Eurotiomycetes; Eurotiales; Aspergillaceae
Exons: 10
Coding region: 1-1740 (579 amino acids)
Molecular function (GO): protein binding
Source: RefSeq, a predicted model, not a curated record
AUGCCUUAUACUCGGAAUGCCGGAUUUGUUAGCCGCGGGCAUACUUUCCAUCAACACAUCGGAUCCACGUGGAAGACCCCCGACGUACCGAUAUUCUGGAUUCAUGCUAACACGGUCGAUCGAUUCAAAAAAGGCUACACCGAUAUUUUAGAUGAAUGCAAUAUACAGGACCUGAGCGAUAAGGAUCACAACAAUAUGUCGCUUGUCAAAAGGUGGCUGGAGAACCACCACAAUCAGAAGGCUUCAAAGCCAGCUGUUCCGCUCGUGGAAGAGUCGCGUAUCCUAAAAUACCUUCCGGAGAGCCCGAAUGGUUCAAUUCUGAUUACCACUCGUAACCGAGCUGCCGGUGUCAGAUUUACCAGGAGCGUUGCUCAGAACAUAGUUGAAUCUGUUUUGGGCGGAGAUUGCUAUACCAGAUCAAAUAUGAAUGAUCUUGCUAGGCUGCUUGAUUACCUACCAUUGGCGAUCGUGCAAGCUGCUUCUUUCAUGCAGGAGAAUGUACUUACCGUGACAAUGAACUUAUUGUGCGAGCCCUUCGAGACCCUAGGAAGAGACAGCGAAACCCCCAAUGCCCUUGCUACUACUCUAAUUAUUACUUUAGGUCAUAUCAAAAGCCAUGAGCCAAAAGUCAUUGAUGCUCUCUGUCUUAGUCUGUUGAAACAGAGAUUCGACAAAGUGCUUGCGUUCUCUCUUAUUACGGCAAACGGGGAUGGGCAAAAGUUCUCAAUUCACCGUCUAGUACAACUAACUGUGCGCAAGUGGUUGCUCAUGGAGCGUAACUUCCACGAUAAAGCCGUCGAAGCUAUGGAUAUUCUUGCUGAACAUUUUCCAAAUGCGGAAUACGAAAACUGGGCUAUUUUUCUUAGCUUCAUGCCAGAGCUACAUGGGAAGCUAUUGAGAAGGAGGUUGUACCUUCAAGAAGGAAUAGCGUAUUAUCUAUGGUCGCAGAACCGUACGAAUGAGGCAGAGAAGCUGGACCUCCUUAUCGUGGAGGAGAAUAAGAAGGAAUUUGGCAUGGAUCACCCGGAAACUUUGGAAAGGCAGGACCGACUAACAGAGGCCGAGGAGCUGGACUUUUUCGUCAUGAUGACAAGGAAACGGCUGCUAGGGAGUAGCAUCUACAGAAAGCAGUGUCGAUAUAAAGAGGCAGAAGCCCUGGUAUCAGAAGCUUUGGAGCAGUCAAAGUCCGUCUACGACGAAGAGCAUGAAAUUUCUAUAGAUGCCAUCGGACACCUCGGGGCAAUUUACUCUCACCUAGGUCGGUGGAAAGAGGCCGAAGAGUUUACUCUCAAGGAUUGGAAUUGGCACAAACAGAACUAUGGUCCUGAUCAUCUGUGGAGUUUGAACCUUGCCAAUAGACUUGCAACGAUCUACCACAACCAGAACAAGCUGCAAGGCGGGAAAGAAUUGGCCAUCCAAACGGUGUGUGAAGAACAACUGGGCCCAGAGAAUCAAACCACUCGAGAUUGCAAACAAGGUUUGAUCGAUAUUUAUAUUGGUCUCGAGGAUUGGAAAGGUGCGGAGGGGUUGAGCUUAGAGGUCUUGGAAGAGGACUUGAAAAUGCACGGUCCUACACACUGUGAGACAUUCGACGCAAAACAGCAGCUCUCCUGUAUAUCAUACUGGGUAAUGGGCGAUAUCGAUAAGGCUGCAGAACUAAACAACACAACCAUCGCCGACUGCCUUCACACGUUCGGCCCAGAACAUGCCUACACCUUGAAGUUCACUGCUCUAUUUUAGAGACACCAGGGAAGGCAUGCGCAGGCAAUAAAGAUGAUUGCACAAGCCGUGAACAGGCACGAAAUGUGGCUGGGCCCUUUUCACGACGAGAUCUUGGGGUUGUUCCAUACAUUACGAGUCUGGAGCGAACCCGAGCGAGAGGCCGUCGACAUACUCAUGGAAGCUGAGCGCCUCAGUAGCUAGUGGUUAUGUUUCACAACUCCUCGAUGCAGUGCUUUUAGCCAAGUGGUUAGGGGUGAAAUGCCGGAGGCAACUG